Messenger RNA from Ornithorhynchus anatinus (platypus), 4177 nucleotides. It is a transcript of the gene NADK2, whose product is annotated as NAD kinase 2, mitochondrial. Gene Ontology annotation, cellular component: mitochondrion. The transcript has 13 exons. Gene Ontology annotation, molecular function: NAD+ kinase activity. Gene Ontology annotation, biological process: NAD+ metabolic process; NADP+ biosynthetic process. Lineage: Eukaryota; Metazoa; Chordata; Mammalia; Monotremata; Ornithorhynchidae. The record is from RefSeq and is a predicted model, not a curated record. The coding region runs from base 978 to 2351 and encodes 457 amino acids.
CCCCCCCCCCCCCCCACCCGGGGAGCGGGAACAGGGGAGCUCAGGAGCAGCGGAGCACGGGCCGCUAGAAUAGACGAGCUCGGGAACACGGUGCACCAGAGCAGGCGAGCUCGGGAGGAGCAGAGCACGGUGCACAAGAGAAGGGGAGCUCGGGGGCAGGGCACUUCGGGGCAGCAGCAGUGCGCGGGAGCAACAGCACGGCGCACGGGAGUACGGGAGCGGGGGAGCACGGUGCGCCAGGGCAGAAGAGCACGGGCCGCGAGAACGGGGGGAGUCGGGAGCAGCAGAGCACGGUGCACCACAGUGGGGGAGCUCAGGAGCACGGUGCACAGGAUCAGGGGCGCUCAGGAGCGGCGGAGCACGGUGCAGAAGAUCGAGGGAGCCGGGGAGCACGGUGCAGAAGAACAGGGGAGCUCAGGAGCACGGUGCACAGGAUCAGGGGAGCUCAGGAGCGGCGGAGCACGGUGCUGAAGAUCAGGGGAGCACGGUGCAGAAGAACAGGGGAGCUCAGGAGCACGGUGCACUAGAGCAGGGGAGCUCAGGAGCGGCGGAGCACGGUGCAGAAGAUCGAGGGAGCAGGGGAGCACGGUGCAGAAGAACAGGGGAGCUCAGGAGCACGGUGCACAGGAUCAGGGGAGCUCAGGAGCGGCGGAGCACGGUGCUGAAGAUCAGGGGAGCACGGUGCAGAAGAACAGGGGAGCUCAGGAGCACGGUGCACUAGAGCAGGGGAGCUCAGGAGCGGCGGAGCACGGUGCAGAAGAUCGAGGGAGCAGGGGAGCACGGUGCAGAAGAACAGGGGAGCUCAGGAGCACGGUGCACAGGAUCAGGGGAGCUCAGGAGCGGCGGAGCACGGUGCAGAAGAUCGAGGGAGCAGGGGAGCUCAGGAGCAGGGGAGCACGGUGCAGAAGAUCGAGGGAGCAGGGGAGCACGGUGCAGAAGAGCAGGGGAACCGGGGAGGGCGGGGCGUGUUUUGGAGGAUGACCGCCUACCGGGGCUUCUUGCUGUGCAGCUGCCGGUGCGUGUCGGGGGGCCUGGCGGCGCUGGGGGCGGGCGGGGCCCGGGCGGGGGCCGGGGGGGGCCGGCGGCACCUGGGGCGGCAGGGGGUGGAAGUGGAGGGGUCGGGGGUCGGCGGGUUCCGCCCUUCGCGGGUGGUGGUGGUGGCCAAGACGACCCGCUACGAGUUCGAGCAGCAGCGCUACCGCUACGCCGAGCUGUCGGAGGACGAUCUCAAGCAGCUGCUUGCGUUGAAAGGAUCCAGCUAUAGUGGACUGCUGGAACGACAUCAUAUUCAUACUAAAAACGUGGAGCAUAUUCUAGAUAGUUUACGGAAUGAGGGAAUUGAGGUGCGUCUAGUGAAAAGAAGAGAAUAUGAUGAAGAAACUGUUCGAUGGGCAGAUGCCGUGAUAGCUGCAGGAGGUGAUGGAACAAUGCUGCUGGCAGCCAGUAAAGUUUUGGACAGACUUAAGCCAGUUAUUGGAGUAAAUACCGAUCCAGAACGAUCCGAGGGUCAUUUGUGUUUGCCAGUGCGAUAUACACACUCCUUUCCAGAAGCCCUAAAGAGGCUCACGCAUGGUGAGUUCAGGUGGCUUUGGAGGCAGCGAAUCAGGUUGUACCUUGAAGGGACUGGCAUAAACACAGUCCCUGUAGAUCUACAUGAACAGCAGCUAAGCCUGGAUCAACACAGCAGAGCCCUGAACAAUGCAAGAAUCCAGGAUAAAACAAAAAUGGAAGACUUGAAGACAGGGUCAUCAUCAGAGUCUGAGAUUUCGGGGCCACAGCUUUUGCCAGUGCGAGCAUUAAAUGAAGUCUUCAUUGGGGAGAGUCUGUCAUCCAGGGUGAACUAUAAAUCCUGCAAACCCAGUUUUACAUUCUCACUUCAUAGGGCCUCCUACUAUGAGAUCUCCAUUGAUGACGGUCCCUGGGAAAAGCAGAAGAGUUCAGGACUCAAUUUAUGUACUGGGACAGGAUCAAAAGCUUGGUCAUAUAAUAUCAACAGGGUAGCCACCCAGGCUGUGGAAGAUGUUCUGACUAUUGCUCAGCGCCAAGGGAAUUUGAAUAUUCCUCUGAGCAGGGAGCUAAUAGAGAAAGUAACAAAUGAGUACAAUGACUCUCUACUCUAUAGUCCGGAAGAGCCAAAGAUGCUUUUCAGCAUUCGAGAACCUAUCGCAAAUCGUGUUUUCUCAAGUAGCCGUCAGCGUUGUUUCUCAUCAAAGGUUUGUGUACGGUCUCGUUGUUGGGAUGCCUGUAUGGUUAUUGAUGGAGGAACUUCUUUUGAAUUUAAUGAUGGAGCAAUUGUUUCGAUAAUGAUUAAUAGAGAAGAUGAACUACGAACUGUGCUGUUUGAACAGUGAAGGACUUAUUCCGCUCACACUAAGAAAUGCUGAGCCCCACAGGAAAAGAUAUUUGCUGCAGAAACGGGCCGCGGGAUUUUGGUCUUGAGGUUAUUUUCUGGGGAAAAUAAAACACUUCUGUUUUCCAAUUGUGGCAAAGAAUUUUGAAGAAAGAUAGGUCAUUAUCCAAGAAAAUGUGGAUUACAGUGAGCUAGAAACUUGGAAAUUUUGGAAUUAGUGUCAGUGAAGUGACUUUUUCGCCUAUACAACAUAGUCACAAUACCUUCUUUAUAUUUAGGAAGGUAGACUCAAAUGGCAAAAAGUUUAGGAUUGAAGAAUUAACCAUACAGAGUGUUCUUCUCUCCACCCCCUCUGCCCCAGCAUUCUUUGAUUAAACUACACACACUUAUCCAUCAUGCAUAUUAUUUUCGAAUAAGCAAUGGCCAAGAUCUGUUACUUUGGUGAUGGGAUUUGGGAAUUUUGUUACAACCCCAACCCACCAUUUGAUUAAUUGAUAAAUGGGAUCUUUUUAUUCAUCCUGAGAAUUGUACAAUUUCUAUGUACAUUGUACAGAGCAUGGUGAUGAAUAAGCCAUUUUUUCUCUUUAGCUCUUCAUGACAUUGAAACUCUCAUUCCUUUUUCUAAUCCCUACCCCACCCUCCGUCCCCUCCCCCCCAAAAAAUCCUUAUUUUGGGCAAGGCAUCUCUUUUCUGGCAGUCCUUGUCUGUUGUUGGGAGGAAUACUUUGAUUUAAGCUAUGUCUAUAAUCAGGUUGUUUGGCACAUUUUUGGUCAAAAAUGAGUAUGUGAAAAUCUGUAUGCUAGCAUUGAUGCUUAAUUGCUCCAGAACUUUAGUUGGUCAAGGAAAAUGUUAUAUUUUAACCUGGGUAAUGUUUUUUGGGUUUUUUUUCAGAAAUUAAAUGUUUUAAAAGUUAACUGCAAAUUAGACUAUUUUUUUCAGGUUUUGGUGAAGGCUUUUUCAAUCUAGGGUUUAUCAAGUCGAAGAAGACUUGAGAAAUAAACCAGGCAUAUCCCAUCUUCUUAUAACAAUAUACGAUUCAAGACUUUACCUAAAUUUUGGCAGUAUUUCCACAGCAGUUAGUGGUAAGGACUUUUUAUGUCUUUGACUCCUUUUCUUCCCCUGUCCUGAGCUGCAGGAAAAUCUAAAAAUAAAACUACAAGAGAACUAAUUCUAAAUUCACAAGGCAAUAAUUUCUGUAAUUUACCCCCAAGUGUAAUUUUUUCCACCAAAUUUCCAUUUCAGCCAUUUUUUUUUUAAGGAAUGUUUAACUUCAGUUGUGAUACUUAACAGAAUAAGGGGACUAAAUAUGUUGUGAGAUGCUUUGCAUUUUAUCUUUUGUAUGCCAUUGGAGCUUUGAGAAUUGGCCUUUUUGUUUUUUUUUUAAGAAAGGUGUCUAACUGCAAAAGUGUGAUUUGUUGAAACCAUGUGUGUCUUCAAAUGGUGGUUAGCACUAUAGUUGUGCCAAUUUUGGAUUUGCUUAAAAUGAUCAAUUGCAGGAAUAUAUUUCAGUUUCUGCUAUGCAGACAGCCUCUUUUUAAUGUGUCUUAAUUCCACUUUGUAAAACGUCUUCCCAAUUCUUCAUAUAUUUUUGAGAUACCCUCUUGAUGGAGAAUCCUCCAAAUCUACUUUUAGAAUCUCAAAAAUUUCUGAACUGCUAAGGACAGGAUGGACUAAUUGUUAUGCCAAAUCUUUAAAAUACACUGGGGCUGUGUCUUCAAAAAUGUAUAACAAACCAUAUCAAAAAGGUGUUUUAAAAGGUUAAACAUUUCAACUCAGGUGUUUGUUUUGGAGAAAAGUGGUCAGGAUAAGUAAACAUACGGUUUUUCA